UGUAAGCUCUAAAAUGGCAUUUCGUCUUAUACUAAGCUUCACCACAGUGGUCUUGCUAGUGAGGGCUGAAGAACAUAACGUACAUGAUGGCAUAAAAGAACUCGAGGUUCCAGAACGGUCUAGUGCAGCAGAUGAACAGAGUGGAUCUGUUGUCACUGAUGGUGACCUACAAGAACCUGAUGGCUUCAACGAACACGACAGUUCAGUUGUAAAAAGUACUGACGUAGAGAGCACUGGUGGCUUGGAGGUAUCUGAUCACUCUGCUGUAGUUGGCAGUGACCUAAGGGGGCUUGGCAGUUUAGAACCUGGUAGUUCUGUUCUUGGUGGUGACCUUAUGCAUGGUUUGGAGCAUGGUGACUUAAGAAGACCUGAUGGUAUCGAGCGUGGCGAGUCUAUUGCAGUAGAUGGGGAUCUCAGUGAACCUCGAGUUCCCAGUCAUGGCGACUCUACUGUAGUAGCUGGUUACCCAACAGAACUUAGAGGUGUAGGCCGUGGGAGUUCUGUUGCAGUGGGUGGGGCUCACAGGAGUCACAGUAGAGGGCUGAGCAGUUAUAAAACUAUAAGUAGUGGCUAUCGAGGAUUUGCUUUGCGAGGACAGAGUGGAGCCUUUGGAAUAAAUACCGGACCUCCAAGAUAUGUUGGCUCCAGAAAACAUGUGGCCAUUAUUCCCGGCAGAGUAAUCGUGGUUGGACAUGCCAACCCUGCUCUUUUAAAUCAAAAAGGACCUAAAUCCUAUGGAGGAUACGGAUCAUACGGAAGGCCCAGGCCUUAUGGGGGAUAUAAUUACUACAGACUACCCAGUUACACAGGAUCCUAUACUACUGGAAGGAAAGUAGUGUACCCCUCGUAUAAAAUCCCAUACAGAGGCCAUUAUAGCUAUGGUGGCCGGUAUAACUAUGGUAGCCUUCACGGCAUCCGUUAUAGUUAUGGUAACCGAUAUGGUCAUGGUGGUGGCGGUCAUGGUUAUGGUAGGUAUGGGUAUGGUGGUCGUUAUGGGAAAUAGAAGUAUUCGACCUUGAGGAUUUAUCAUGAUAUUACGAUUAAACUAUACGUCAUUAGCAGUCGACUUAUGUCUUCCUGUCUCUGAUUAAUGCUUUGUUCAACAGGAGGGUUCAUCGGAACGAUUUCAUAAUUUUUGUUUUUUUGUAAAAUACUGAUUAUUAAAAAAAAAAUAUGCAUUUUAAAAGACGAAUUUCCUGCUUAGCAGCAAUGGGCCAAUUUUAUAAAGCCGUAGUUGAAAGCCUUCCCAAAAUAUGAUCUCGAAAUCAUAUUUCUACAAAUAAACUGAUCAGAAAUAAGUAAGUACAAGGUACUUAGAUGAGCACAAUCGUCAUAUGAUUUUAUCACCGAAAUGAACAUAUUCAAUGACACUGAACUGCCAAAAUUGUAAAGACUGCAGACGAAAAUUACUAAAGAAAAAUUACCUAAAUUUAGCUAACUUCAACUUCCAAAGGUGGGCCAUGGGGCUGUUACCAUCCCAUGAAUGUAUA
Macrobrachium nipponense is the source of this 1490-nucleotide messenger RNA. RefSeq names its product shematrin-like protein 2. The transcript has 2 exons. The coding region runs from base 14 to 1003 and encodes 329 amino acids. NCBI's taxonomy places the organism in Eukaryota, Metazoa, Arthropoda, Malacostraca, Decapoda, Palaemonidae. The record is from RefSeq and is a predicted model, not a curated record.